AUGCUGCGCACGGACCAGCUGCGCACGAACCAGCGCGCACAGCCUGCCCUUAUCUCCCCAUCUGCCGGCGUCCCUCGGGACUCCCAUAAACUCACAUUCACUUCCUACAGGUCGGGUGGUGCGCACCCUUACUUUACUCUACGAUACUACGCGCACCUUCCUGUCCUCCCCCCAUCCAUCGUGGCUGCCUGCCAAGGCCAGAUCCACGCAUUCAACUCCCAGAACCUCAUCAACGUCUACAUCCCAGACGGCCCUGAGACUGUCCUCUACCGUUGCGAGCAGCAGCCGUGCCCAAAUCGGACACCCCGAUCGAUCGAGGAAGAUUACCCUCGUUACAAGGCGAUCCGACGAGCACAACACCCGCUCGGACCCCGAAGCACCCUCGCAUCUCGAUCGGCCUUGCGGCACUCUCGCCCUGUCUCCCCUACCUCCCGCCUCCCUCAAACUGUCGCCGAUCAAGCGCGAGGAGAUCUCCCUCCAAACCCUGCGCCAGAGCCUGAGCCUGAGGAGGGUGACAGUGAAGAAGGAGUCUCGGAGUCCGAGUCCGCGGAUCCUGCUCGGCCCGCCUCGCCGGCAGCGCUCGCCUCCGCGUCAGCAAUCCCUGAC
Molecule: messenger RNA, 606 nt
Organism: Postia placenta MAD-698-R-SB12
Lineage: Eukaryota; Fungi; Basidiomycota; Agaricomycetes; Polyporales; Adustoporiaceae
Exons: 3
Source: RefSeq, a predicted model, not a curated record